This is a messenger RNA of Scaptodrosophila lebanonensis, 4348 nucleotides long. RefSeq names its product protein phosphatase Slingshot (gene ssh). Gene Ontology annotation, molecular function: actin binding; protein tyrosine/serine/threonine phosphatase activity. Gene Ontology annotation, biological process: protein dephosphorylation; negative regulation of actin filament polymerization; actin cytoskeleton organization. The transcript has 8 exons. The record is from RefSeq and is a predicted model, not a curated record. Gene Ontology annotation, cellular component: cytoplasm. Lineage: Eukaryota; Metazoa; Arthropoda; Insecta; Diptera; Drosophilidae. Bases 406 to 4215 code for a protein of 1269 amino acids.
UUGAUGAGAAAUUGUAGUGUUAUUUAGCAUUUUUAUUCGUUUUACUUUGUCAGUUGUGUGAAAGGGUGCGGGUUCUUUUUAUUUUGUUGUAUCAGACGUCGCGCAAAAAGCAAUUACACAUAGUCGUAGUGUUAAGUGUAACGACAAAGGUGCCGAGUGCAAAAACACGGCGACAACGACGAAAAUGCUGUGAAUUUUCGCCAACACUUGACUAAACACAGACAUCAGAACACAAACACACACAUAGCCAGAAAGCCAACGAGCAUCGUAAGGAUAGUCAAAGCUAUAAAAGGUGGCUGCGGGCCAGAGCGGCGUUGUCGUCGAGGGCAGAACUGCAGCAUCAAGUUGCAGUUUAACAGCAGCAACAUCUACAAGAAUCAUUACACACGGACUCACACAGAGAACAUGGCGCUUGUGACGGUGCAGCGAUCUCCAAGUGUUACAGGCUCACCACAAUGCUCAAAUUCGGAUGGCGAAGCUGAAGACGAUGAGGGUCAUAAUCAUGAAAGCCGUGAAUACUUUGCUGGCAAAGGCACCGAACUGGUAUUAGCGCUUAAGGACAUACCGAAUUUUGCGGAGCGUCGACUGAGCACUGACUCCACAUGCUCUACGAACAGCACACAGAGUAACAAUUCGGACAUACAACAGCAUCUGCAGACCAUGUUCGAUGUGUUAGGAAGUGAGGAUACGCUCAAAAUGGCUGUCAAGGUGGAGUCUCAGCACACGAAUCGCACACGCUACCUUGUGAUUGUAUCGCACAGUUGUCGUCAAGCAACGAGCGAGCGGCGCAGCAAAAUCACGCGUCACAAUUCAGCCAAAGGGGCAGCAACCACCUCAUCUGCAUUACUCAACACUGCAACAGGCAGUGGUGCCCCAACAGCAGCGGUUAGUGUUACCACACAACGUCAGCUCUCUGUGGAUAGCCACAAAACACAGCAGCAGAUUCAUGGAGCUGAGGAAUCUGCGUCUAAUCCACGACUCUCAGCGAGCAUAUCGCCCAAUAUGAAUGCCCAACGUCAAAGCCUAAAAUGUGAUGCGGAGAAAGAGAAUUCGGCGGCCGGUGAUAGUAAGAAUACCUUAGAUAUGGAGGAAUCCUGUCUGCUGGGAAUCGACUGCAAUGAAAUCACCACUAUUGGACUGGUACUGCCCAUAUUCGCGGACACUACCAUACAUCUGGACGGCGAUGGUGGCUUUAGUAUUGCCGUCUAUGAGAAAACUCACAUAUUCAAGCCCGUAUCGGUGCAAGCUAUGUGGUCCGCGAUACAAACUCUACACAAAGUAUCUCAGAAGGCUCGUGAAAACAAUUUUUAUCCGAGCGGUCCAUCGCACGAUUGGCUCUCGAGUUAUGCAAGUCGCAUUGAAUCGGAUCAGUCGUGUCUGAAUGAAUGGAACGCCAUGGAUGCUCUCGAGAGUCGUCGACCGCCCUCACCAGAUGCCAUAAGAAAUAAGCCAACCGCAAAGGAGGAAACUGAAAGUGUCAUUAAAACAAAGCUCAAAGAGAUCAUGAUGUCAGUGGAUUUGGAUGAAGUUACCUCAAAGUAUAUACGCGGUCGUCUUGAGGAGAUAUUGGAUAUGGACCUGGGAGAGUACAAGUCGUUUAUUGAUAAAGAAAUGUUAGUCAUUUUGGGACAAAUGGACGCGCCCACAGAAAUAUUUGAUCAUGUCUAUUUAGGUUCGGAAUGGAAUGCUAGUAACUUGGAGGAGCUACAGAAGAAUGGAGUGAGUCACAUACUGAACGUGACGCGCGAGAUUGACAAUUUCUUCCCUGGCACCUUUACGUAUUUCAAUGUGCGCGUCUACGAUGAUGAAAAGACGAACUUGCUUAAAUACUGGGAUGACACGUAUCGAUAUAUAUCGCGUGCCAGAGCAGAAGGUUCCAAGGUCCUAGUGCAUUGCAAAAUGGGCGUAAGUCGUUCAGCAUCGGUUGUUAUCGCGUAUGCCAUGAAAGCCUACAAAUGGGAGUUCCAUCGAGCUCUCCAGCACGUCAAGGAUCGCCGCAGUUGCAUAAAGCCAAAUAAGAAUUUCCUCAAUCAGCUGGAGACCUACAGUGGUAUGUUAGAUGCCAUGAAGAACAAGGAGAAACUGCAACGAAGCAAGAGUGAGACGAAUCUAAAAAGCACAAAGGAUGCGCGUCUUCUACCGGGCAGCGAACCCACUCCCCUCAUCCAAGCCCUCAACCAGGCCAAAUCAAAGUCCUCUUCGGGCGAGGCUGAUGUAAGCACAGGCGAUGAUCAGAUUCGCAGUACGCAUCGUCGAGCCAGCGCACAAAAACAGCGCCGCAUGGUGCGCCGAUCCAGCAGCACAUCGCCCAAGACACAGACUGCCGUGGUAACUAAACAGCAGAGUCAGUCCAUGGAAAACCUGACACCUGAGCGCAGCGUUGCCGAGGAGCCCAAGAACAUGCGCUUCCCAGGCAGCAAUGGGGAGAACUACAGUGUAACACAGAACCAGGUAUUGCACAUACAAAAGCACACGCCGAAGUCCGUACGCACGCGAGUGCAUGAUCUCGAGGCAUACCAGCCGCAGGAGCAGCGAGUACCACGUCAACGGGUUAGCAGCAGUGACGGGCAACCAACGGCCAGUGGAGGUAGCAGCACCGUAUGGACCUCCCAGUCCAAGCUAAUCACACAAACCUCAAACAUUGGAAGCUCCACGGCGAACGCCAUGCUGCAUAGACGUGACUCCACAUCGUCCUCCGAUGUCUUCUCGACACAUGUGGACAAUGUAUUUGCCAAGGAGGAGCGCGAAAAACGACAGCGACGCAAAACACAAUCGUGGACAGAAUCGUUCGGAAGCAAAGGGGGCAUUGUAUUGGAUAUACCGCUACAUAUUGCUGCCAUGCGCCAAAGUGGAGAGCGCCCACGUGAACUGCCAUCCCGAAACGCCUCUUGGGGAUCGGGCGACAAUCGAAGCAGCCAACCGCCGCGCUUUAGUUCCUCUAGCUAUUACGACAGCAAUCGCAACACGACGGCCAUUUUCGAAGGCGAAAUACAGGAUCUAAAGCGCAGUACCACCAGCCCCAACACAAUAACAAAAAAGACUGCCAGCAAUUACAAUGUCAGCGAGCCAUCAUCAGCCCAUUUGGGGACUGUGAAGCGCACCAAACAAAAGCUGGAAGAAAACACAGGCCUUAAAAAACGCUGUCAGGAGAACGCGUCCACGGAGUUGCUUGAACUGUCAAAAAAAGGCACCAGCACUUUAUGUCGCAGCGCAUCGUCGGCAAGCACCACAAGAACACGUCAUCCGUUGCGUUGUAACAGCGAGGAGCUUAUGCAUACAUCGGAUAUUGAGAACAAGAAUAUUGCUGCCAUUGAUUUGGAAGGUACUGUGGUGCUGCGCUCACAAGUUCCAGGUGGAAUGUCUGGUGAAGAUCAGCGUAUCUCUGGUAAUGUGCAGAUACUUAAACAGAACUUUGAAGCCAAAGCGGCGGUGGGGAUAGGUUUGGCCAGCACAACUGCCGCCCCAAAUUUAACCACAACAUCGACAACCGUCACUUCAGCCAUUAAUAUUACGACCAAGAAAACACACCAAUCACUGCCUUCAUCGCCGGUGGCGCAACAUGUCGAUCAUGUGACUAACUGUCCUGCAGCAACUAAUAAUAGAGGAGGCAUGGCCUGCUCGGCUGCCAUUGCUGUUGUUGAAGCGGCAAACGCAACAGGGGGGUCGCUAAAUGCUUCGCCUUGCUCCUCAUCGACAUCCAAUUCGUCAGACUCCAGCGUAAGCGAAACUUGUGAUCGUAAUGUCAAAGGUCUAGUGCAUAAAUAUCAAACCACUUCCAAUAGCAGCUGUCUAACUAAUGCUGUCAUUGUACCGCCAACAAGCACACAGCCUACGCUGCUGCCGCCACAUCUGCCUGCCACCAAUAAUGCCACAAGCUUUAAGCCUCGACCGCGCUCGUACUACGAUCGUACGCAGUCGAAUAAAACGCACGAUUAUAGUGAGAGUCGCCCACCGCCUGCGCCUGCUCGGCACAGUGCCCAACCUCUGAGCAACCUGCACCACCAAACCAACCACCAUCAGCAGCAGCAACAACAACAGCAACAGCACCAAGUCCAGCAUCGCCGCCUGGCUCAGCAUGGGAAAACUCAUCCACUCAGUAGGCUAAGUUCACCAAAGCAAAGCUUCAACACCGCUGCUUACAGUACCAUCUUGUUCCGCAUGAUACACAAGUUUCGUUACUCCUUCGAUGGCAGCUGGGCCGAGUGCAAUAAGUAAGUCACUGAGCCGUGACAUUGUGUACUUUUAAUGCUGCCUUUUUUAUUAAAUAUUGUUCACUGUAUUUAUUUAUAAAAUGUACGUAUGUAUAUACAUAUGUAUGUGUAUGUUAGUAAAGUGAAACCCAUAACGA